This is a messenger RNA of Bursaphelenchus okinawaensis, 3192 nucleotides long. The record is from the annotation of a GenBank genome assembly. NCBI's taxonomy places the organism in Eukaryota, Metazoa, Nematoda, Chromadorea, Rhabditida, Aphelenchoididae.
AUGUCGUGCUGUCGAUUCUUGGGCUGUUCGAAAUGUUGUCGCAAGAACGAAGCGGUGGAUGAAGUGGUGGAUCUGGCAAGUAAGUGAAUGUCGUUAUUUCAUGAAAUUUUUUUAAAAUUUUUUAAAAAUUUUUGUUGAAUUUUGACCUUUCAGAAUCCUCUUUUGGUCGAGUUCUGAUUUUCGUCAACCCAGCAAGCGGUGCUGGUAUGGGUAGCAGAAUUUACUUGCAAACAAUACGACCUGAGCUACAAGCGAAGAAAAUGUCAUAUGAGACCAUAGUUACUGGUAAGAUAUAUAUACUGCCCUACCCUACCCUAUUGUACCUUACCUUACACUGCCCUACCCUACCAUGCCCUACCCUACUUUAUCCUAAAUAGAUUAUCCUGCCCUACCCUACCCUACCCUACCCUAUCCUACCCUGUUUUACUCUACCUUACCAUAGAAUACAGUAUUAAGCCCCGCUCUGAAUUACCAUACUCUUCUUGUGGCUACCGUACACUGUCCUAACGUAAAGUACCAUACCCUACCUUAGAAUUUUAUAUCUUAAUCUAGACUACCGUAUGCUAUUCUACGCAAAUGUACCCUACUCUAGACUACCGUACUCUGUCUUACUCUAAACUAUCAUAUCCUAUACUAGAGUACCAUAUUUUACUCUAGACUACUGUAUGAUAUCUUAGGGUACCGCACUAUACCCUACCCUAUUAUAACCCCACUUUUUUCUAAGUUUGUUUCACCAUAACUUAACCUACGACCCUACCCUUAAAAAUACAGUAUAUCAUUUAAAAACUAGCUUUUCAGAGCACCAGAACCACGCAGCAAAAGUCUUGUCAGAACGGAACGAUCUCCGUACCUUCGAUGCCAUAGUAAUAGCCUCAGGCGAUGGUCUAGUUUUCGAAGCCCUAAAUGCCAUUUUAUCUCGACAUGAUGCUGAAUCACUGCUAGAAUCCUUACCCUUAUAUAUCAUACCAUGUGGCAGUGGGAAUGGCCUAUUAGCUUCAGUCUGUCAUCAACGAAAAAUUCCGAUCGUACCGGCAAAAGAACUUCUGAAGGCAGCGACGGAAGCACUGACAUAUAAGUAUGCCAUUUCGUUACCUGUCACUUUGAUGCACUGUAGGACGAGUAAUAAACAGUUUGGAGCGUCCUUGUCUGUUGGCUGGGGAUUGAUGGCCGACAUUGGUGAGUUGAGAAUUUUUACAAAGUUUAGGCUUGUAAAAUUUGUUUUAGACUUGAGCGUAUUGAACUGAGAGUUUUUAGGCUUUGAGUUUAAAAGUGUCAAGCUCAAAUGCCUCAGGCUUAGAAGCCGUAGAUUUAGAAGCUUUAAGAUUAAAGGCCUUAGGCUUGGAAGAAAUUAACUUGUUAGCUGCAUUAGGUACGUAAUGGUAUACGUACAAUUAGAGAGCUUAAGCUGAAUUGUACGUAAUGGUAUACGUACAAUUAGAGAGCUUAAGCUUAGAGGCUUUAGUCUUAAAGGCCGUAAGCUUAGAGGCCUGCGGUUUAGAGGGGUUUGGCUUAGAAGCCUUAGGCUUAGAGGCUUUACGAUUAGAAGCUCAGACUGAAGGUUUAAUUUUGGAAUUCUCAAGCAUAUAGGGAUUAGGCUUGAAGGCCUUAGGAUGUCGGGAAAUUAUAUUUAGGCGUUUUAGGAUUAAAGGUAUGGCUAAAAGGUUAUGGCUUUUUGUUUUAGAUCAAACUUAUGUUUAGUAGGCUUAGACAUUGUAAGAUAAACGUCUGUUUGAUUUAGCCUAGCGAACAAAAGAUUAAGGUUCAAUUUAGUAAGAUUUUUACAUUUUUUUUAAAUCAUAGGACCCCUCGCAGAAAAACGAACUUAAAACCUCAGCACUCGCAGUAAUUUGUUGGGUCGUUUUACAUCGAGGCAAAUAUGACAUAAAACCAUAAAACUACGUAAGAAAACGUUGCGCAAUACAGAUUCUGACAAUUUCUCUAAGGCUAUGAAAUUAUGUCAGUAAUAUUAGGUAAUGUCGCAAAAAUAUUUUUUUUUGCUUUCUAUUGCAGGGUUGCGGUUCAUAAGUAUAUGUAUAUCUUGAACAUGCUGUGUUCUGAACCCACAAUAAUAUAACCUGUAGGUUUGAGUAUUGAAGUACGUUUAGGCUAAGUACACUUAGAUUUAGUAAGCUUUGGCUUAGUAAGCUUAGGCUUAGAGACUUUAAGCUUUGAAGUCUUGUGCUUAGACGUCUUAGGCUUAGAAGUCUUAGGUUUAAACGCUUUAAACUUAAAGGCUGAAAAGCUAUGCCGCGCCAAAAAAUUAAGCGCGGCCCGGCUUCUUUACAAGGCCUUGUGAAUUAGAGGCUUUAAGCUACGGGCAAAAUUAAAAAUUUGUACCACUAUUUUCAGAUAUCGAAAGUGAAGUCCUCCGACCACUUUGUGGCAGUUCACGAUUCACUGUCGGAGCACUAUGGCGCAUACUAUGUCUUCGCAACUACCGAGCACGACUAUCAUUCUUGCCAUUGGGCGAUGAACAAUCUCCAACUACCUCAAAAACUCCAAAUUCUGUUUACGAACAGAAGGACAAGCAACUGAGUAGCAUCAGAGAGGAAGAAGAUCUAGAGUACAGUAUAUGGAAAGACAAACUUGUGGUAGAAGAACCAGAAAUGGACGCGCCAGUACCUCAUGGUUGGAGGGUUAUUGAGGACGAGUUUAUCAACGUCUAUGCUGUGAGUUUCUGCUUUGUCCUUGCCUUGCCUUUGCCCUGCUUUUGCCCUUUUUGUGGCACGCCUUUGCCCUGUUUUUGACCUGCCUUUACCCUGCCUUUGCCCGUGCCCUUGACCCUGCCCUUGCCUUUGCCCUGUUUUUGUCCUGCCCUUUAUUUGUCCUAUUCUUGUCUUGCACUGCAAUUCAAAUAUUAUAUACUUUCAGGUUACCCGCUCUCACAUCUCAACCAACUGCUUCUUCGGUCCAGACGCCCAACUCGACCAAGCCACGAUACAUUUGUGCUACAUUUUGAAGCGUGACGUCACCUCCAAAGCCCAAAUUGCCAAAUUCUUGGCCGCAAUGGAGAAAGGAGAACACUUGACUCUCCCCUUUGCUCAUUACACUAAAGUCAAAGCCCUGAGGCUAGAGACACUGGCUCACCAGAAUCAUCGCAGUCCGAUUGUUGUGGAUGGUGAAGUAAUCCCGGAUUGCACUCAAAUCCAAUGCGUUUCAUCGACCUUGGCCAUGAGGGUGGCUACAAAAUAA